AUGUCCUGCCAGCAGAACCAGCAGCAAUGCCAGCCCCCUCCCAAGUGCACCCCCAAGUGCCCUCCCAAGUGCCAGACCCCAAAGUGCCCUCCUAAGUGCCCUCCCAAGUGCCCGCCUGUGUCUUCCUGCUGUAGCCUGGGUUCUGGGGGCUGCUGUGGCUCCAGCUCUGGGGGCGGAUGUGGUUCCAGCUCUGGGGGCUGCUGCAACUCUGGGGGUAGUGGCUGCUGCCUGAGCCACCACAGGCCCCGCAGAUCUCUGCGUCGCCAUCGUCACAGCUCUGGAUGCUGUGGCAGCAGUGGGGGCAGCAGCGGCUGCUGUGGCAGCAGUGGGGGCAGCAGCUGUGGUGGCAGCAGUGGGGGCAGCAGCUGUGGUGGCAGCCAGCAGUCUGGGGGCUGCUGCUGA
Molecule: messenger RNA, 402 nt
Organism: Psammomys obesus (fat sand rat)
Lineage: Eukaryota; Metazoa; Chordata; Mammalia; Rodentia; Muridae
Product: late cornified envelope protein 1C-like
Exons: 1
Coding region: 1-402 (133 amino acids)
Biological process (GO): epidermis development
Source: RefSeq, a predicted model, not a curated record